GGCAACAGGGACAAAAACAACAGGAUGGGACUUGACUUUCAAAUAAAAACAAUUUGGGAGAAAGGCCCUAUAUUAAAGCCCUCAUUCCUCUGGAGUAACAUCUGAACAAUGAGCACCUUCUUCUUCUCUGAUAACACGGUGAACGAGCUCCGUCUGGAGGGACAGCUGUGCGACGCCGUGCUCACGGUCGACGACGUCGAGUUUAACGUCCACAGGAUCAUCCUCUGCAACUGUGGCUCCUACUUCAGAGAUCUCUUCCGCAGCAAAUCCUCAACAUCAGGGCAGCAGGUCUACAGUUUUUCCCAGGUGUCCCCCAGUAUAAUGCACCUCAUCGUGGACUACGCCUACACCGGCUCUGUCGUGGUGACGGAGGAGAACGUCCUGGAGCUGUUGGCGGGUGCAGACUUCUUCAGGGUCCAGGGCAUCAUGGAGGCCUGCUGCCACUUCCUGGAGCAGCAUCUCAGCUCCAAGACCUGCGUCCACAUAUGGAGGCUGGCGGACACCCACAGAUGUCCUGAUCUGAGGAACAAGGCCUACCUGCACAUGCUGCAUCACUUCAAGGAGGUCGCAGGGUUCUCGCUGAAGUUCUUGCAGCUUUCUGUGGAGCAGCUGGUCGAUUUGAUCAAGAUGGACGAGCUCAACGUGAGACAGGAGAGCACCGUGUUCGAGGCUAUAAUCCAAUGGAUCGCGUUCGCUCCCGAGGAACGCAGUUGUCACAUGACCACCCUGCUGAGCAAGGUGCGCCUGCUCCUGAUGUCCACUGAGUACUUGAUGAACACAGUGAUCCCAAACCCCCAUGUGACCAGGAGUCCGUUGUGCACGAAAAUGGUGACUCAAGCCAUGAAGACCCUGCGUGAGUCCGGUAAACGCCGACCUCUGCAGCGCCCACGCCUGCCCCCUGUGGUGCUAUUUGCCAUUGCGGGUUGGGCAAAUAAUUGCCCGACCAACCGGAUCGAGGUGUACAACGCUCGGGCCGACCGCUGGGCGAGAGCGGUCAGCGAGGAGGCUCCUCGAGCCUUCUACGGCUGCGUCUUCCUCGGUGGAUUCGUCUACUGCGUCGGAGGAUACGACGGUCUGAGGUAUCUGAGCAGCGUGCGGAAGCUGGACCUCGCCGCCCGGACGUGGCACAACGCGGGGCCGAUGCACGCGGCCCGGUGCUACGUCGGCGUGGUGGCGCUGGGCGGCUGCGUCUACGCCCUGGGCGGCUGCGACGGAAACGACAAACUCAAAUCUGUGGAGCGGUACCGGCCCGACGUCGGCCAGUGGACCCGGGUCGCGCCGAUGAACGAGAAGAGGAGCAACGCCGGCGCGGCAACGCUACACGGCAAGGUGUACAUCUGCGGGGGCUUCGACAGGAACGACCCUCUGUCGAGUGCCGAGUGCUACACCCCCGACGCCGACCAGUGGACGCGGAUCGCCUCCAUGGGGAUCGGGUGCAAUGCCGCACGGGCCGCCGCCUUCAAAGGCAAAAUAUACGUAAUCGGGGGCUACAGAAACCGGUCCCAUACGAGCAGAGUCCUCGCCUACGACCCGCUGUCGGACCGGUGGAGCGCGGCGGCUCCCAUGAUCUCCCCUCGCAGCAGCUUCGGCGUCGCUGUGCUGGAGGACCAGCUGUACGUGGCCGGGGGAUUCGACGACCACGGCACCCUCUCCGAGGUGGAGCGCUUCGACGAGAAGGCCGACAGGUGGCACCCCGUCCGGGGCAUGAAGGUGCCCCGCAGCGGCCUCAGCUGCUGCGUGGUGGACCGACACCCCUACGCUACUGCGUAUCUGUAAUUACAAUCAACUCGCAUUUAUAUGUCGUGUUAAUAUGAAUCUGUAAAGUAGCUAAAAGAUGUCAAAUAAAUAUUAGUGGA
This is a messenger RNA of Etheostoma spectabile (orangethroat darter), 1856 nucleotides long. RefSeq names its product kelch-like protein 10. The coding region runs from base 109 to 1776 and encodes 555 amino acids. The record is from RefSeq and is a predicted model, not a curated record. The transcript has 5 exons. Gene Ontology annotation, molecular function: protein binding. Lineage: Eukaryota; Metazoa; Chordata; Actinopteri; Perciformes; Percidae.